Molecule: messenger RNA, 1010 nt
Organism: Eubalaena glacialis (North Atlantic right whale)
Lineage: Eukaryota; Metazoa; Chordata; Mammalia; Artiodactyla; Balaenidae
Gene: EVI2A
Product: ecotropic viral integration site 2A
Exons: 1
Coding region: 16-714 (232 amino acids)
Cellular component (GO): membrane
Source: RefSeq, a predicted model, not a curated record
AGUAUACUCACAGACAUGGAACACACAGGACAUUACCUGCAUCUUGCCUUUCUGAUGACAACAGUUUUUUCUUUGUCUCCUGGAACAAAAGCAAACUAUGCCCAUCUGUGGGCUAAUAAUACUACCGUCUUGGAUCCAGAUAUUCAAAAUAAGACGGGCAGAAGCCAAAAUGAAAACAUUAACACAAACCCUACAACUCCUGAAGUAGAUAAAAAAGUUAUUUCUACAAAAAUGCCUGAAAUAGCAACAUCAUCUCACAUCGCGUCUUUAACUCCUAAAUCUGAACUGGAGCUUUAUGUAUCUUCCGUCGUCAGGAACAGUUCUCCAACAGUACAUAGCAUUGAAAACACAAGCAAAAGUCACAGUGAAAUUUUCAAAAAAGGUGUCUGUGAGGAAAACAACAACAAAAUGGCUAUGCUAGUUUGCUUAAUUAUAAUUGUGGUGCUUUUUCUUAUCUGUACAAUUUUAUUUCUAUCAACUGUGGUUCUGGCAAACAAAGUCUCAUCUCUCAGACGAUCAAAACAAGUAGGCAAGCGUCAGCCUAGAAGCAAUGGCGAUUUUCUGGCAAGCAGUGGUCUAUGGCCUGCUGAAUCAGACACUUGGAAAAGAGCAAAACAGCUCACAGGGCCUAGCCUAAUGAUGCAAUCUACUGGAGUGCUCACAGCUAUGAGGGAAAGAAAAGAUGAAGAAGGAACUGAAAAACUCACCAACUAACGGAUGCUUUAGUGAAGAAAAAUGCAAAGUAGCAAUGAGAAAGUUUCUGGAGUAAAAAUGAAGUCAGUUUGAUAUUUAAUGCCAAGGUGUUGUUCUGAUGGUCUAAAAUUUAACAUGGCAGGCUGUGCAAUUUAGAAUCAAGCAGGUGAGAAGGGGAGACGUAUGCCUGCUUACUUAAUUACUUAAACUGUGUCUGACACUAUUUUAAAAAGCAAAAAUAAAACAACCAAGCAUCUGAGGAAGGUUUUAAAGACAAGCUGAAGGAACUGACUAAUAGAGGUAGAAAGGGACAAUUA